Messenger RNA from Brassica napus (rape), 762 nucleotides. RefSeq lists its product as uncharacterized. The coding region runs from base 59 to 496 and encodes 145 amino acids. The record is from RefSeq and is a predicted model, not a curated record. Lineage: Eukaryota; Viridiplantae; Streptophyta; Magnoliopsida; Brassicales; Brassicaceae. The transcript has 4 exons.
AAGUUUCUGAUCGGUUUAAUGGGAGGAGGAGGAGGAGGCAUGGAGGAGUUGACGGAAGAUGAGAAGAGAGCUCUCAGAGGAAGCAAAUUCGCACCGCUUACUUCUCUUCCUUCCUCUUCUCGCUCUCAGCUGCCCAGGUGGACCAAUGAAGACGAACAAAGCGGCGGCUUUAGCCAAGUUUCUAGAAAGGAAGCUGCAAGAUCCUAAUGUGUUGUCUUCCAUUGAUCCUGAUCUUAUCGAGUUGGCUGUCAAAAACUCCAGACACAUUAUUUCGAGUAGGACUUCAAGUUCAGGAAGAAGAAUCCAACACGUUGUCUCCUUUGUAGACGUUGAGGUGUCUUCUGAUGACGAUAAGAUAGAGAACACUAAGCUAAGCAAAAAGAAAAAGAAGAAAAAGAAGAAGAAAAACAAAAAGCACAAGGUUAUCUCCCUCGCACCCUUUGUCCUUACCUCAUCUUUCGGCUUGCUUUUCGUUCUCCCCACACAAUUUUUAUAAAGUCUGUUGCUUUCUGGAUUCCGUCACUCAUAUCUGUGUGGGGUAAACUUUUAUGAAAGGAGCAGAUCACAGUCGAUGAAGAUGCCAAGUUGAAGAGACCCAACAAGAAGUUGAAGCUUUAGUGCCCCUUUUUGGGCUAUAUAUUACUGGUCAUAUAUUUGAUAAAGUUUAGACUGGAGCUAUUUGUGAGUUGAAUUCAAAUAGCUUCGUGAAUCUGAAAUUUGUAUUUUGGUUGAAGUUGAAUUGAUUUUGUUUUUAGCCUCUUA